Messenger RNA from Pomacea canaliculata, 6140 nucleotides. RefSeq names its product microphthalmia-associated transcription factor-like. Bases 1004 to 2635 code for a protein of 543 amino acids. NCBI's taxonomy places the organism in Eukaryota, Metazoa, Mollusca, Gastropoda, Architaenioglossa, Ampullariidae. The transcript has 8 exons. Gene Ontology annotation, biological process: regulation of transcription by RNA polymerase II. Gene Ontology annotation, cellular component: nucleus. The record is from RefSeq and is a predicted model, not a curated record. Gene Ontology annotation, molecular function: DNA-binding transcription factor activity, RNA polymerase II-specific; protein dimerization activity; RNA polymerase II cis-regulatory region sequence-specific DNA binding.
GGCCUCGCUGUGACAAUCACACAACGUCCCAGGAAAAUAUCUCCCGAGGAUAAACAGGACAGCAACUGUCGUGAAAACCCAAGCGAACAGUUAGUUUCAUAACCUUGCCCGGUCGAACAAACCAGGAUUUACUCCACUUGUCCGUCCGUUCGUCCGUCCGUCCAGCCUGCUUCCUAUUCACUUUCAGAUACCUGAGUCGCCGGAUGCAGAAACUAACGGUGCUGGCAUUAGCUGCUGCUGCUGCUGGAUACAGGUGACGUACAGCAUCUUGCCCUGACGACGCAUCCAUCAACCAUCAACCACCACCAGGCAGGGUGGUCAGUGUUCACUGUUCACUGGAGUACCCGACUGUUCAGUUUAUCUUGUGUGCUGGUGAACUUCUGACCUCUCAUCGCUGUUGUCCCUGCCGUGCGAGGUCGGUGUUCAUAUCUCGUCAAGCGAGCGUCUGUGUAUGUAAUAGUUUCGUGGAGGCCGCAUGUAAGUGCAGUACAGCAGCGCCGUGUACAACGAGCGGACCAGUCGGGGUGGAAGUCGUUUGGGGAAACCGAAAAUAGAGCCGCGUGUCUGUGGGGAACAUUGUAUUCUGAAUGUUGUGGGCACCAUGUGCUGGGUGUGGCGUGAGGUGGAAAAUCUGUGACAAAGUCGGACAACUCUGCGAGAGUGUACAGCCUACCCCUCCCCCUCCUCCUCUUCCUGAGUAGAAACACCGCAGGAACAAACAGAGUGCGACACAGUGCAGGUAAGUGCAGGGCAGGCCUGCAACGAAUUUCCCAGACGAGUCGUGGCUGGUGGUCAUCAGGAGAGAGUGAGAGUGUGAGUGGUGUUCACAGGAUCGCCAGUUCUAACGCAAUCGGGAUCAGGACACCUUUCGCAAUUAUUUCAGGACAGUUGCGUAAGUGUACUUUUAUUAAAUACAUUUAUAUAAGUACAUUAAAAAAAACACAAUUGAGCGUUGCUUGUCACACCUUGUCAAGCCUCGUCACCCGAUAACGUCACAGCGGCCAUGUUCUGUCUCGCUGCUGCUAUACCAGACUCCAUGGCAACCGUCUGUGAUGACAACGGCGGGUGCGAUGACCCGUACUACCGGGACGGCAUCAGUCAGGGCAGCCCGGAGUCGCGCAGAGACGACAGCGAGAGCGAGACUGACACUCCCACUUCAGGCUCCGUGUCUCCCGGCAUGCCCGACUCCCCCUACCAUGACCACCACUACAGCCAGACCAUCGAGGUGGAGCACCACGGCGGGCGCCGGGUGGCGGGGAAUCCCCCCAUGGACACGGUCAUCCUGGUCAACCGCGACCGGCGCACAGGUCGACGGGAACACAUCGUGAUGCGCAGCCUCCUCAAGACUCGGGCCUCGCCCGGCCGCGUGGAGAAGCGAGUGGUCGUCAACAAAGGCCCAGCACCAGAGAUCAAACACGCCAACAUGUCCAUGCGGGCAAACCUGCGGCAGCAGCUGCAACGGCAGCAGAUGCUGGAAAUUGAGAAGCGGGAGCGAGAAAAUAGUUUAGGAAGUUUGGGCAAGCAGAGCCAGACGCAACCCCAGAACAUCAAUGGGCCUGUUUUACAUGGUCCACCUGAAGUGCCUCCUAAAGUGCUUCAGGUGGAAACACCAUUGGAACACCCAACCCAGUACCACAUUCGACAAAAUCAGAAACGACAGGUACAGCUGUACCUUAGUCAGUCAGUGCGAGACCACCAUAUGCCAGCUCACUCCAUGCCUGUCCUCACCACUGGUGCAUCACCUGUUGAUACCCAAUAUCAGUUGUCUGGUUCAGCACCCACAGAUCUGGACAGCCCUGCAUCACAUGGCUUGGGAACAUCUCAUGGAUAUGAGGAAAUGGAUCUUCUCAGUGACUUGAUUAGUUUGGAGUCGGUAGAACCUGCAAUGGAUAAUGACCUCAACUUCAUUGAGCCUUCUUUGAAUCCUGUCUCAGCCACACUUCCACCAAGCAAUUUCUUAAAUCAUUAUGGCACACUUGAAGUUGAGUCUGCCAGUGCCACGUCCUCCUCCUCCUGUCCCCCAGCAUUUUCUGGGCGCACUGAUCCUCCUAAUCAAAUGUCAGAGGAAGAGGCACGCUUAUGGGCCAAAGAUCGCCAGAAAAAAGACAACCACAACAUGAUUGAAAGGAGGCGAAGGUUCAAUAUCAAUGAUAGAAUCAAAGAGUUAGGAACAUUAUUGCCCAAAAACAUUGAUCCAGAUAUGCGCCAAAACAAAGGUUCAAUCUUGAAGGCCUCUGUGGACUACAUACGGCGGCUAAAACAUGACCAGGAAAAACUUCGGAGUCUUGAAGAGAGGCAGAGACAGACAGAUGCCGUCAAUAGGAAAAUUGUUAUGCGUCUUAAGCAUCUAGAGCUGCUGAUGAAGAAUCAUGGCAUAUCCACAGAGUUUGCUGAUGAAGGAAUAAAUGCAGUCUUGAGUACCAUGGUGUCACCAAACACUCUUAAUCUGCACACCAUCAAAUCUGAGGAUGGUAUGACACAUUUACUGGCUUCAGGUGCCAGUGCCACCUCACAAAGCUUCCUGAAUUCUGUGCACAUAGACUUUAUGGAUGACAGCUCCCCUGUCAGCGGUGACCCCAUGCUGACCUCAGAACCUGUCAGUCCUGAAAAUGAUGACAGCUCUGGGUUGGUCUAAUUUGCCUGCACAUCUUUGAUUUGAAAGAAAGUACUGAUUUGCAAACUUGCCUUAGAGAGAAUGCAGUUGCCACAGCUAAUGGAUGACAAUCUUAGGCAGCUCCAAAGGCUGCUUAAGUAUGUUCAUGAUGGUGGCUAAAACAUCAAGCCCAUACUGUAAGCUGUGAAAAAUUCUGGAGAUACUUUUAGAGUGUUGAGUCUUCACUUUAAGAACAGAAUAUCAUCAAAAUACAAAAAGACGCGGAGAGAUUUCUGCCAUUGCAGAAAAGGGGAUCUCUGAGGUAUGCAGAAUAUCAUGGGUGAACAAUUACAAUUUUCUGCUGUUGUAUAGUUUGAUAACAUUUCUGGUCCACUUGGACCUUUUUUUUUUUUAAUGAAAAAGGUGUAACAUAAGCAUUCUUUUAUCAUUAUUUGGACUUGAAUCAGAAGCUUUGAAGUCAUUUAAGGCAUUUUUUGGUUUGGUGUCCUAUGUGGAUGACAACAGCUACAAUAGGUGAAGACCCUCACAAGAGGGUCUUGUGUUCCAAGUUGGGUAGGGAGCCACAGUCCACUAACAAACAAAGUGGUCAAAAUGGAGGAGACAAUUAGUUUUUAAGAGAAAAUUGUUAGUUGAAAAAUGACAGCUGGGCCUUUGCAGCAAAUUUCAUACUAACAAUCAGCGUGCUGCCACUAGCUGGGGAAAUUGUUAUAGGAUUUUUGUAUUUGCCUUAUAACAACCCAUUUGAAGUGUCAGCAAAGCUAAACUGAAAGAUUGCUGUGAUAAUUCUGGCGUUUAUUGUGAUGGCUUUAAAGAAGAGGGGGAUUGGAGUUUUAGACUGAGCCAGCAACUAAGGCUAUGUCACUGCAAAGCAGCCAGCCCUCUAACCAGAUACUAUAUGCACUUUGGGAAAAGUAUGCAUAGUAAGAACAACACUGGAAUGACUUUGCAUUAGUUGGUAGGCCAGAGAUACAGUAAUUUCAUACUUUUUCAGAAAAUAAGAGAUUAGCCUAACAUUAUAAACAUGCCUAAUAAUCCUUGAUAAAAAUGGGGAAGCAAAUUGGUAUUUUUCUGUUGUCAGAUUGUAAUAAGAUGAAUGUACACUUGCAUACGCAUGACCUAUUACACACACAUAACGCUCGACGAGCCCCCACAGAUGACGAUGAGGAUGAAAAGAUUUGUAGGUGAAUCAAAUUGAAGAGGUACAAGUACAGAGCAAUGUCACUGAGAGAGUUAUAAAGAAGAUGGCAGACAAAGACCAUUGUUUUUUUCCCUGCUCACUCAGCCAUUACAGAGCAACUCAGUUUUCUUAAAUAUAAUGUCUGCUUCAAGUGACGUGGAGCAAAUGACAUACACACAUAAGACGUCAGACAGAAGACCCUAUUUGCACACGAAACAAUACGAGACCUACCACAACUCAUUACACAGAUGAAGUAUGUGUUAAAAGCAAGGCAACCAUCUACCUAUUCCAAUCUAUGUUGUGUUUAUUCUGACAUGCAAUCUUUGUAAUAUUUAUGACCAUGUUGUACUUGACAAGUUGGCAAACAUGCAGAUAACACAUAGCAAGAUUUUCUCAGUGUCACAGAUUUCUGAUCUUCCUAGACAGAAUUAUAAUGUCAAUCUUCGUCUUAUUAGAGUUCAGUGGGUGAUAACUAAUACCUUUGUACAAGUGGGUCCAAUCACCACAAAUCUUGCCACAAAGUCCAGUUUAUUUGUCAAAAAUACAUGUGGGAUGAUUCAUAAGGAAUCUAAACACAUUAAUAAGGGCAUAUGCAUAAAUUUCGUGAAACCUUUGAUCCGUGACUCAUUAUUUUUAAAAGACAAUGACUAGGUCUAGAAAAGUUGAAAUUACUCCCAGGAAAUGACAAACUAAACAACACCAAGAAAGCUGUAGAAAAAUUAUUCCUGAAGGGAUAUCUACAGCUUCUCUAUAAAUGGACAAAACAAGAAUAUUGACUAGCCUCCAUGAAAUUGCCUUACACAGCAAUCUUAGCGCUCAUGCAAGCUGUUGUAACAACAAUUUACAAAGCAACUCGUGAGUUAAAAGAGCAUUUUAUUCAGUACCCCGCCCCAGAGAGGUUGGUAUUGAGAUGUAUGCAAAUUAUCUUGAUAUGUAUUGCAAAUAGAAGCAUUAAACAAUACAAGAUAAGCUAAAAAAAAAAUCCUAUUUUAAAAAAGUAGUUAAAGAUAGACAUAAUGCAACUGUAAAAAGUACAUCUAACUAAAAAUAACUAGGGACCCACACAAUCUGUUUCAUUAAGUGCAAAGUUUUUUCAUUAAUGGGAAAAUAUUUGCUUGUUACAAGGACCUUAGAGACAUGUCUUGAUUGUAACUUCUGCUGCUUUCGCAUUUACAUUAUGUCUUAGACAGGGAUGUCUUUUCACGAAAGCUUGUCAGUUAAUAGUUUAUGUACCAAGGUCAGGGAUGGGUCAUUUGAUUCAGGCCUGUGUGCCAACUUUUGACAUCCCCUUCAUGGGCUUAGUGUAGAGAUGGCCAUUUUCUUUGUGUGAAAAUGAAUACAUGCAUUUUCUUACUAUAGUUGCCACCCAUCAUUCUCCAUUUCAGACAAACAGUUGUAUUUUGUAAUAGUUUUGUCUCCUCCUUCAGUCAUUAUUUCUGUCAUAGAUAUAUGUUCCUUUGUUAUGACAGAUGUGACUCUUUCCUGAACUAAAAACACUGGUGCUACCAUACUUUAGUAAGAUGUGUCAGUAUGUUUAUUUGUCUCAUUCCAAGUAAGAAAUCUACUGUGUGUAUAUAGACAUCACAUGUAAAAUUCAUUUUGUUUCAACGCAGCAAGUAAUGAAGCUCAGUUAAUUUUUAUGUGACACUUAAAAUUGUUUGGUUCUGAUUUGUCUUCACUCUAGAUUAUUGUCACGUAUGAAAAUAAGUGCUUGAAACAUCUUGUCAUUUAAUUUUGUACAUCUUGGAUACAAGUGUUGGGGGAAUCUUAGGUGUAUAUGAAUCUGCAUGUGCAUACUUGUGCAGGAGAGGCCUUACAGAUGAAGUGUGAAGUUGUUGAUAAUGCUAUGAAGUGCCUUCAUUUUUAUUUUGUCAGUCAAGUCAAGGUGUAAAAUUAUUUUUAAAUAUAGCAGUGAUAUUAUAUCAGUCCAGUUAUUUUUUAUUUAGUCAACGACACUAUUGACUUUUUGGUAAAGAUAGAAUAAUAACUACUCUCUAGGUGCAGAGUAAUGACCUUGUCUGCAGCAAACAAAACACUUUUGGUGUAGUUUUAAAUUAGAUACUCAGAUUUGGGUAUUUGCAAUUCUAGCAUGAGUCAGUCAGACUAACAUAUAUAACAAAACAUGCUGAGAUACUUCUGAGGCAGUAAGGUAUGUGACAGGGUGUUCUUGGCAGUAAUGGCAGCACAAGCAGCAGCACCAAGACUAUUUUGGAAAUAUGUGUGUGUGUGUGACACAAUGCCUGUAUGUGUGAUGCAAUGCCUGUGCUAUGUUCAUGUGAUCAUGGAUAUUCAACCUACUUUACAGUUGACUUGUGUAUAUCAGGCAAUAAAAUGACUCUCAUGAUAUUA